CAAACUCCCCUCCCUUCUCUCUCUUUCAGUCCAUCAUGGAACAGUUCAACCCCUGCUUGCGGAACUUCGUUGCCAUGGGGAAGAGCUAUGAGAAGGCCCUAUCCAAUGUGACGUUUGCUGCUAAGGGCUACUUUGAUGCCCUGGUGAGGAUGGGAGAGCUAGCCAGUGAGAGCCAGGGAUCCAAGGACAUGGGGGACGUGCUGUUUCAGAUGGCUGAGGUCCACAGACAGAUCCAAGUACAGCUGGAGGAGAUGCUGAAAUCUUUCCACAACGAGCUGCUGUCUGAGCUGGAGAAGAAGGUUGAGCUGGAUGCUCGUUACCUGACGGCUGCGUUGAAGAAGUACCAAGUGGAGCACAAGAGUAAGGGAGAGAGUCUGGAGAAGUGUCAGGCUGAACUGAAGAAACUCCGCAGGAAGAGCCAGGGCAGCAAGAACCCCUCCAAGUACGGAGAGAAGGAGAUGCAGUUUGUGGAGACCAUCAGUAGUAAGCAGAGUGAACUGGACACCUUCAUAGCAGAGGGCUACAAGACUGCUCUGUCUGAGGAGCGCAGGAGGUACUGUUUCCUGGUGGACAGACAGUGUGCUGUGGCCAAGAACAGCAGCGCCUACCACGGCAAGGGUAAAGACCUGCUGACCCAGAAGAUCCCAGUAUGGCAGCAGGCUUGUUCAGACCCCAACAAGCUACCAGAGCGGGCCAUGCUCCUAGCCCAGCAGAUGGGCUCCGGGUCCAGCACGGGCACCGCUUCCCUGACCAUGGGGGGCUCCAGCCCCCUGAACACCUCCAAGUCUAACCUGUCCAACCUGGUCAUCUCUGACCCCAUCCCCGGGGCUCAGCCACUCCCUGUCCCCCCAGAACUGGCUGUCUUCAUGGGUGGUGGGCUGGGACACCAGGCGGUGAGUGGUGGGCUGGGGCACCAGGCGAGGCUGAUGGGUUCAGAUGGGAUUUCCAUGGUGAACGGUACAACAGGACUCCACGGAGAGGAAGAGUACUGGACAGAGGGGGGGGUGUCAGUCUCCCAGCUCCAAGGAAGACCCUCCUCCCCCCAGGCCCCUUCCCUACCCCAGGGACAGGCCCCCACCCAGAGACAGGUCAGUGAGCACUACUCCAAUACCCUGCCCGUCCGCAGGCCCCAGCCUGCCAAGAACAAGACCUCUGUUGGUGAGACCCGUACCCUGCCCAGGUCUAGCUCCAUGGCAGCGGGGCUGGAGAAGAACGGUCGUGCCCGUGUCCAGGCCAUCUUCUCCCACGCGGCCGGAGACAACAGCACCCUGCUCAGCUUCUCUGAGGGAGACAUCAUCACCCUGCUGGUCCCAGAGGCCCGUGACGGAUGGCACUACGGGGAGAACGAGAAGAACAAGAUGCGUGGCUGGUUCCCCUUCUCUUACACACGUGUGCUGCCAGAGAGUGAGAAGGAGAAGCUCCAGGUGAAUCUGCACCAUGGGAAGAGCAGCAGCACCGGGAACCUGCUGGAGAGCGACAUGUCUCUGCCCAUGCCCGACUACGGCCUGACUGCCCGCCUGCUGGCACAGAGCCUGGCACAGAGCAGACCCAGGCCCUACAGCAUGGCAGGCUUUACCACACAGCCUGCCCUUGAGGACUAUGACAGUCGCUUUGCUGCUGCAAGUUUGGGUCCAGAAAUGUCCCGGUUCUGAAAGAACAGGACGUCAUGACCGAGCCCUGGAGAUUUACUUCAGACAACCCAUCAAUGAUGACAGAUCAGCCCCUAUAUUCUACUAGCAGGGGCCCUCACAGCACCCCUGUAGGUCUCUGGCCUCUCACCUUCCCCUCACAGCACCCCUAUAGGUCCCUGGCCUCUCACCCUCCCCUCACAGCACCCCUGUAGGGUCCCUGGCCUCUCACCCUCCCCUCACAGCACCCCUGUAGGGUCCCUGGCCUCUCACCCUCCCCUGACAGCACCCCUGUAGGUCUCUGGCCUCUCACCCUCCCCUCACAGCACCCCUGUAGGUCCCUGGCCUCUCACCCUCCCCUCACAGCACCCCUGUAGGUCUCUGGCCUCUCACCCUCCCCUCACAGCACCCUUGUAGGUCCCUGGGGCUCCCUGGCCUCCGAUCCUCCUCUCACAACCCCCCUGUAGGCACCUGGGGGUCCCACCUCCCCCUAACCAGCUUGUGUGUCCCUGGCCCCUCGCCCUCCUCUUAAGACCCUGUAGGUCUCUGGCCUCUAGUCACAAUACUGAUAAUGAUGAACAUAUAUUUUUUAUUUCUAUGUUCCUGUAACUUAAAUAAUGUACAGCAAACUGUCUUAAGAGGUUGAAGGUAAAUAUUGAGAGGGAGGACAACGUGUGGUAUGUAUAUAGGUUAUAUUACAGUAAAUUGAUAGUUACACUGGAUGUAGAUGUACAGUAUAACAUAAGUACAUUUGUAAAUACUUUUUUCAUUUAAAACUAUUACUUGAUAUUUUAAACCAAGUCUGCCCAACGCUCUUUCUGAAGAUCUACCAUCCUGUAGGUUUUCAAUCCAACCGUAAUCAAACAUACCUGAUUCCACUAGUUAAGGUCUGGGGGACCUGCUAAUAAUUAGAAUCAGGUGAGUGAGUGAAAAAGUACAGGCCGGUAGGUCUUCAGUAAGAAGGUUGGGCAGACCUGCAGCAGGCCUACAUGCUAGCCUGGAACUGCUGUCAACUAGGAUGGGCGUUAGGGAGGCUCCACCACUACACUUACACUGCCUUGCAAAAGUGUUCACACCCCUCGGAUUUCCUCACAUUUUGUUGGUACAAAGUGGGAUUCAAAAUAAAUACAAUCUUUUUUUGUUGUCAACAAUCUACACUAAAUACUCAAGUCAAAGUGUUUUAUUGAUUUAAUAUGAAUAGAGAUUACAUAACAAAAAUAUUGUUGUUGCAUAAGUAUUGAGCUCCCUAAAUCAAUACAUUUGACUUAGGGGGCGAUUACAUCUGUGUCUUCCUGGGAUUUGAUUUGAUUUGAAGAAAAAAAGUAUUUUAAAGCUUUACACACCUGGUUUGUGCAAUAUUAGCCCAUUUAUUAUUUUUAAUGUUCUUCAAGCUCUGUCAAGAAUUCUCGCAAUUGAUUUAAGCAGAUUUAGGUCUAACUGUAACUUGGCCACUCAGGAACAUUCACUGUCUUCUUGGUAAGCAACUCCAGUGUAGAUUUGGCCUUGUGUUGUAGGUUAUUGUCCUGCUGAAAAGUGAAUUCCUCUCCCAGUGACUGGUGUAAAGCAGACUGAAGCCUCAAGGAUUUUGCAUGUGCACAUAGCUUCAUCCCGUUUCUUUUUAUCCUGGAAAACUGCCCAGUAUUUGCUGACGUCAAGCAUACCCAUAACAUGAUGCAGCCACCACCAUGCUUAAAAAUAAAGAGGCAGUUAGUUACUCCGUGUUGUAUAUAUUUGCCCCAAAUGUAAGGCUUUGCAGUGUUUUUUUGAAAGUAUAAUUUGUGUGCCUUGUUGCAUACAACAUGCAUGUUUUGGAAUAUUUUUAUUCUGUAUAUUUGUAUUGUUCUUUUCAAUCUGCCAUUGUAAGUCGUUAUUGUGGAGUCUCUACAAUGUUGUUGGGCCAACCUCAGUUUUCUCCCAUCACAGCUUUUUUUUUUUUAUCACCAUGGUGACAUCCCUGAGCUGUUUCAAUCCUGCUGCUCAGUUCAUGUCUCUGGGUGGUUUAAUACACCAUCCACAUAAUAAUUAUUAACUUCACCAUGCUUAAAUAUAUAUUCAAUGUCUGAUUUGCUAUUGUUACCCAUCUACCAAUCACUGCCCUUCUGAAAAAGGCUUUCGAAAAGGUCACUGGUCUUUGUAAUUUAAUCUGUGCUUGAAAUUCAAUACUUGACUGAAGGACCUUACAGAUGGUGUAUGUAUGGGGUACAGAGGAAGGGUUAGUCACUAAAAUAUCAUGUCAACCCCCAUUACACACAGUGAGUCCAUAUAACUUCAAAUCAAAUUGUAUUAGUCACAUGUACCGAAUACAACAGAUGUAGACCUUACAUUGAAAUGCUUACUUACAAGCCCCUAACUGACAAUGCAGUUAAAAAAAAAUAUGGAUAAGAAUAAGAGAGAAAUGUAACAAGUAAUUAAAGAGGAGCAGUAAAAAAUAACAAUAUAUACAGGGGGUACCGGUACAGAGUCAAUCUGCGGGGGCACCGGUUAGUUGAGGUAGUAUGAACAUGUAGGUAGAGUUAAUUAAAGGGACUAUGCAUAGAUGACAACAGAGUGGCAGUGGUGGGGAGGGAGGGGGCAAUGUGAAUAGUCUGGGUAGACAUUUGACUAGAUAUUCAGGAGUCUUAUGGCUUGGGGGUAGAAGCUGUUUAGAAGCCUCUUGGACCUAGACUUGGCGCUCUGGUACCGCUUGCCGUGUGGUAGCAGAGAGAACAGUCUAUGACUAGGGUGGCUGGAGUCUUUGACAAUUUUCAGGGCCUUCCUCUGACACCGCCUGGUAUAGAGGUCCUGGAUAGCAGGAAGCUUGGCCACAGCGAUGUACAGGGCCGUUCGCACUACGCUCUGUAGUGCCUUGUGGUCAGAAUCCGAGCAGUUGCCAUACCAGGCAGUGAAGCUCUCAAUGGUGCAGCUGUAGAACAUUUUGAGGAUCUGAGGACCCAUGCCAAAUAUUUUCAGUCUCCUGAGGGGGAAUAGGUUUUGUCAUGCAUGCUUCACGACUGUCAUGGUAUGCUUGGACCAUGUUAGUUCGUUGGUGAUGUGGACACCAAGGAACUUGAAGCUCUCAACCUGCUCCACUGCUGCACCGUCGUUGAGAAUGGGGGUGUGCUCGGUGCUAUUUUUUCCUGUAGUCCGCAAUCAUCUCAAUUGUCUUGAUCACAUUGAGGGAGAGGUUGUUGUCUUGGCACCACAUGGCCAGGUCUCUGACCUCCUCCCUAUAGGCUCGUCUCAUUGUCGGUGUCAUCGACAAAAUUAAUGAUGGUGUUGGAUUCGUGCCUGGCCGUGCAGUCAUGAGUGAACAGGGAGUAUAGGAGAGGACUGAGCACGCACCCCUGAGUGGCCCCUGUGUUGUAAUGUGGUCUGCAGUUUAUCAUGAGAAACUACCUCAGAUGAGCAAUGGCUCGAGACUUCCUUAGAUAUUGUGCACCAGCUGUUUACAAAAAUACAUAGACCGCCACACCUUGUCUUACCAGAUGCUGCUGUUCUAUCCUGCCGGUACAUAGUAUAACCAGCCAGCUGUAUGUUGAUAUUGUUGUCAUUCAGCCACGACUCCGUGAAGCUUAUGAUGCUACAGUUAAUGUCCCGUAGGGUAGUUUAAUCUUCCCAAUAACUCGUCCAUUUUAUUGUCCAAAGAUUGCAUGUUUGCGAGCAGAAUUGCGGGGAGUUAGGGUUUAUUCGAUCACCGCCUACUCCUCAGAAGGCAGCCCGCCCUCCGGCCUCUAUCUCCACCUCCUCUUCACGCAGAUCACUGGGGCCUGUUCCUGAGGGAGCCGUAUAUCCUCAGCCUCGGGCUCAUCAGAGUUGUGAAAGAAGAGAAAGGUUUCUGCUAGUCCGUGGUGAGUAAUCUCAGUCCUGAUGUCUAGAAGUCAUUUUCGGUCAUAAAAGACGGUAACGGCAACAUUAUGUACAAAAACAAGUUAAACAACGCAGAUAAAACAAAAAACACAAUCGGUUGGGGUAAAACAUCUGCCUCAAAUCAAACUAAUUUAGGCCUGAACAAAGGGGCUAUAUUUUAGUUAGUUAUCUACUUGUAUUCAUCUUCAAGAAAAUCUUACACUUUGACAUUGGUGUAUUUUGAGUCAAUUGUUGACCCCCCAAAAAAUACAAUUUUAUCAAUUUUAAUCCCACUUUGUAACACAAAAUGUGAAGAAAUCCAAGGGGUAUGAAUACUUUUGCAAGGCACUGUAGAUAGUUAAUGUCUUCUUGCAGUUUAAAAGGUGUCGGUUGGUUUGACCAAUCCAUUUGUUUUCAUUUGUACAAAUCAUGUUUUUCCAGAAUAGACCUCAGUAUUCUUUGAUGAAAACACUGUACAUUUGACAUUGAACAUCCUAUAGAUAGACUACUAACUUACAGUAUGAGCAUUGAAUGAAGGCUUGCAGAAACCCGGUCAGAUAUGCCUAUCACCAACUCUUUCUUGUUCAGUCCAUACCAAUCUUCUUUGCAGUGAAAUGAGGUACCUUACAGCAAUGUGUCCUCCAGCUAAGGCAGGGGUCGUUUAGCAGCUCAUGGAAAUGCAUAGUGAUGUACAAUGAAUGUGAUCAAACACAACUGCAAACAUUAGCUAAUGCUUCUGUACAGGCCAUAGACCACCAUAAAUAACACCAUAUUGUCUAGGAGUCGUGAAACAGUAUGCCCAGUAACAUGGGGACUGUGUCUUCUGUCUGCCUGUCGUUUCCUAUGCAGCUUCAGGUUAAACCAUCAUCCUAAAACACUGCUAUAAGCAAAGGGAACAUGUAUCACUUUUAUCUGGAUAUUGUUUGUUACAUUGUUCUUCAGAAUGUCACAAAUGUUGUUUUCUUUGAUUUAGACUUUUCAAAAAUGUUUGAUCAGUCUGCUAAGUAAUUCUACUGUAAACAAAAUGUUAUUGUUGCUUGAAUAUGUUAAACUACUACUGUACUACUACAUACUCUAAUGGUAGAAUACAAAUAGAGAAAUGCUAUGAAUUCCCUUCUACAUUUUUUUCUUUUUAAAGUGAGCAUUAUAACUUUAUAAUAAGAUGUUAGCUAGCUACAGUAGAAAUAAUAGCUGAUAUGAUUUGACGUUCAGAUCUAGUUUCCCUCCUCAGAAUAACAAAUAAAAUGUUAUUGUCAUAGUGUGA
Molecule: messenger RNA, 6717 nt
Organism: Oncorhynchus keta (chum salmon)
Lineage: Eukaryota; Metazoa; Chordata; Actinopteri; Salmoniformes; Salmonidae
Product: brain-specific angiogenesis inhibitor 1-associated protein 2-like
Exons: 15
Coding region: 36-1652 (538 amino acids)
Biological process (GO): positive regulation of actin filament polymerization; actin crosslink formation; plasma membrane organization
Cellular component (GO): cytosol; nucleoplasm
Molecular function (GO): protein binding; cytoskeletal adaptor activity
Source: RefSeq, a predicted model, not a curated record